AGGUCACGUUCGACACUCGAGGAUUCGGGAGUAGGACAGCAGCAAGGAAGUCUCACGCUGAACCUGGAGCAGUGUGUCAGCCCGUCUGCCUUCCGCAAGCGGUUCCGCGGGACACUACAGCUGCUUUUCCCUUAUCCCGACUAAGAACGUUACGGAAAUCAUCGCAACAACAACAAACUACUCGGCACUGUUUUGGAUUGUACAGGGGGUGUCCUUCCUGCUCUGCGCUCCAUCAGAGAGUCAUGUGUGAAGUAUGCUGAUUCCCACCUGGCCCCAGAAGCAUCUCCCUAACCAUGGCUGAAGGCUCGGAUACCAAGCGGUACCUGUACAGCUCCGUGGAGGAGCCGGACGUGUUCAGGGUGGAGGAGGAGGAAGAGGAGGAAGCAUGCAGCGCUAUCGGCCAGCGGUGCUGCAUGAGCGGCCUGCCCUCCGAGGGCAGUGACAGCAGCCAGGAGCCGCGCGGCGAGCGUCAAAGGACACGCUCCCUACACGAGGACGUGGAGAUGAACGGUAGCGGCUCCAGCGGCAGCGGGACAGAGUCCCACGGCAACGAGUCGCAUGGAAACGAGUCGCAUGGCAACGAGUCGCUGGGCAGCUCCAAUGGCAACGGCAAGGACUCGGCGCUGCUGGAGUCGUCAGGGAGUAACAAGAGCUCAAACUCCCACAGCCCAUCCCCCCCCAGCAGCACCAAUGUCUUCAGCUUGCUGAGUGCCAGCUCCGAGCCGGACAACCCCUCCACCAGCGGCUGCAGCAGUGAGCAGUCCGCCAAGGCCAAGACACAGAAGGAGAUGUUCAAGACCCUGAAGGAGCUAAAGGUGCACCUGCCCUCAGAGAAGAGGAACAAGGGCAAGUCCAGCACACUGAACACACUGAAGUACGCCUUGCGCUGCAUCAAGCAGGUCAAAGCCAAUGAGGAGUACUACCAGAUGCUGAUGAUCAACGACAGCCAGCUUCCGGGCCUCGACGUCUCGUCCUACACCAUCGCCGAGAUCGACAGCAUCACCUCUGAGUACACGCUCAAGAAUACCGACAUCUUCGCCGUAGCCGUGUCCCUGAUCACGGGCAAGAUCGUCUACAUCUCAGACCAGGCCACCUCCAUCCUCAACUGCAAGCGUGACGUGUUCAAGAACGCCAAGUUCGUGGAGUUCCUGACCCCGCAGGACGUCAGCGUCUUCUACAGCUUCACCACGCCAUACCGGCUGCCCUCCUGGAGCAUGUGCACGGGGGCAGAGUCCUCGCUGUCUGACUGCAUGCAGGAGAAGUCUUUCUUCUGCCGAAUAAGCGGUGGGAGGGAGCGCCGGGGGAACCUGCAGUACUACCCCUUCCGCAUGACGCCGUACCUGAUGAAAGUGCAGGACCCGGAGCUGGCCGAGGAGCAGAUCUGCUGCCUCCUGCUGGCAGAAAGGGUGCACUCCGGAUAUGAAGCUCCCAGAAUCCCCACGGACAAGCGGAUCUUCACGACGACGCACACGCCCAACUGCUUAUUUCAGGAUGUGGACGAGAGGGCAGUCCCUCUGCUGGGGUACCUGCCCCAGGACCUGAUCGGGACACCCGUCCUGCUGCACCUGCACCCCAGUGACCGUCCGCUCAUGCUGGCCGUGCACCGCAAGAUCCUGCAGUACAUGGGCCAGCCCUUUGACCACUCCUCCAUCCGCUUCUGCGCCCGCAAUGGCGAGUACGUCACCCUGGACACUAGCUGGUCCAGCUUUGUGAAUCCCUGGAGCCGCAAGGUGUCCUUCGUCAUCGGCAGGCAUAAAGUCCGCAUGGGCCCCGUGAAUGAGGAUGUGUUCGCCACUCCCGACUUCACCGAGGGGAAGAUCAUGGACUCGGACAUCCAGGGAAUCACUGAGCAGAUCCAUCGCCUGCUGCUACAGCCCGUCCACAGCAUCGGCUCCAGCGGUUACGGCAGUUUGGGCAGCAACGGCUCCCACGAACAGCUCGUCACCGUGGCCUCGUCCAGCGACAGCAACAGCAGCAGCCACGCACCCGACGAGGCCCACAAGGCCAAGCCGAGGACCUUCCAGGAGAUCUGUAAGGGUGUCCACCUCCUGAAGAGCCAGGAGCAACAGCAGCCCACCGCAGCCUCCUCGGCCAAGGCAGGGUCCCGGAAAAACAUAGGGCUUGAGCAAAGGGUGCGGACCAAAGAGGCAGCUCCAUCUCCCGGCACCAAGGAGAACACUGGUGCUCAAGAGGAUUUUCCCUGUAAAGACCAGACGGUCUACUCCUACCAGCAGAUCAGCUGCCUGGACAGCGUCAUCAGGUACCUGGAGAGCUGCAACGUCCCCAUCACAGUGAAGAGGAAGUGUCACUCGUCAUCGAAUACAACGUCCUCCAACUCCGACGAGGACAAGCAGAAGGUGGCCGACGGCGCUACCCCUGGAGAAUCCUUGCUGCUAGAGGCCCCAGCUGGCCUGCCAUCUAUCAAGGAGCCUAAGAAGCCUUCAGGUGUGGUGGGGGCCUCACUGACCCCGCUGGCCCUGCCCAGCAAGCCGGAGAGUGUGGCGUCCAUCACCAGCCAGUGCAGCUACAGCAGCACCAUCGUCCAUGUGGGGGACAAGAAGCCCCAGCCGGAAUCCGACAUCACCGAAGAUGUAGUGGAAAGCCUCACUCCGACGGCGGCAGCACUUGCACCUCCUAGCCAGGAGAGGGAGCCCUACAAGAAGCUGGGCCUGACCAAGCAGGUGCUGGCGGCCCACACGCAGAAGGAGGAGCAGGCCUUCCUGAGCCGCUGCCGAGAGCAGCGCCGCGUGCGGAGCCUGCAGGCCAGCUGCUCGCUCUCCCUGCCCAAGCAGCGGGGCCAACCCAACACCGAUGCCACCCCCGGAAUGCGAGGGACCAAGCAUGGCGGGAGCCUAGCUGACCCUGCCCCCAAGAGGGGCGGCCGCAACAAGAAGACGAAGAAGGCGCGCUUAAAGUCGCAGGAAUCCUCGGACAGCACGGUGUCACACAGGAAGCAGGCUCUGCGCCCCCCCCUGCAGGGCCUCAACCAGACGUCCUGGUCGCCCUCGGAGACCUCCCAAUCCACCUUCCCUGUGGCCUACCCCACCGUGAUGCCCGCAUACCCGCUGCCUGUCUACCCAGGUUCGGGGGGCAUGGCCCCCGGCGUUGAUGCCCCCACCCCGGGAAUGGGGGACAGCCAGGCUGGGCAGGACCCGCACUUCCCCAUGCAGCCCCCGCCCUACACCGCACCGCUGGUCACACCCGUCAUGGCCUUCGUCAUGCCCAACUAUGUCUUCCCCCAGGUGGGGGGGGCUCCGCAGGCCUCGUUCCCACCCCAGGCAGCCUUUCUGCCGCAGCCACAGUUCCCCAUGCAGCAGCCCCUGCCCCAACACGCCCCCUUUGUGCCCCAAACGCCCUUCCCACCCCAAGCCAUGUUCCCCACACCGUCGUUCCCCUACGGCCUGCCGCCCGAGCCCCUGAAGACCCCCAGCCCCGAGCCCCGCGACGCUCCCUCCCGCUGCUCCUCCCCCUCGUCGGUGCCACAGGACACGGCAUCGCCCCCGCUUUUUGAGUCGCGCUGCAGCUCGCCACUACAGCUGAACCUGCUGCAGCUGGAGGAGACAACGCGCUGCGGGGAGAGGCAGGACGGGGCAGUGCGGACGGCCAGCGUGCCGGGGAGCAGCGUACCGGGGAGCAGCACCGGUGACAGGGUCAGCCAGGCCAACAAAGAGCUGCAGCAGAUGGGCUCGCUGGACGAGGGACAGCACAGCGACACACACUCCUCUUCCAGCGACCUGAUGGACAUCUUGCUGCAGGAGGACUCGCGCUCGGGCACCGGCUCGGCCACCUCGGGCACCGGCUCGGCCACCUCGGGCACCGGCUCGGCCACCUCGGGCACCGGCUCGGCCACCUCGGGCACCGGCUCGGCCACCUCGGGCACAGGGAGCAGCCAGACCAGCAACACCAGCAAGUACUUUGGCAGUGUCGACUCGUCUGAGCACGACCACAAGGCCAAGGCCGACGGCGAGGCCAAGGCAGCAGGGGGCGAUGGGGAGCACUUCAUGAAGUGUGUGCUGCAGGAUCCCAUCUGGCUGCUGAUGGCCAACGCAGACGAAUCGGUCAUGAUGACCUACCAGCUCCCUACGCGGGAUGUGCAGAAGGUGCUGAAGGAGGAUCGGGAGCGGCUGCGGCAGAUGCAGAAGAGCCAGCCGCGCUUUUCCCAGGACCAGAAGAAGGAGCUGAUGGAGGUGCACCCCUGGCUUCUAAAAGGGUGUCUGCCCAAGGCUGUUGACGUGAAGAAGUGUGUGUGCUGUGAGGUCACUGGCCCGUCGGGCCCCAUCGACGACGGCCUGCCUGCCAUGGAGCUGGGCACCCUGGGGGAGGCGAGUGAGGACGGCCCUUGCCGGAAGGGUGGAGGAGUGCCCCCUACAAGGCAAACGCUUCCUGACAAAGAGCCCGCCCUUCAGUAACGUACAGCCUGUGGCCACACCGACGCACUGUUUGCCAAGGCCCUGUGUGCACUGUUGCAGACUGACGCAGCCCUCAGGCACAGGCAAGCCCCAUUUUACGCACACCCUUGCGCUCUGGUGGUGAAGCACCACCAAAUGUAGACUCCCCCCCCCCCCCCCAGCCUGAGCCCGGGAGCCUGGAGUGUUAAUGCUGUGUUGGGAGCCUCUUAGCCUUCGGAAAUGCAUAGUGGGCAAUGCUGCCUGCCCAACAUGACCCAGGAAGGAGGCCAUGAAGCGUCCGUCUGCGUGUCCGUCUGCGUGUCCGUCUGCGUGUCCGUCUGCGUGUCCGUCUGCGUGUCCGUCUGCGUGUCCGUCUGCGUUCAUGGGUUAGCUUGUAAAUCAGGGACUCAUCAUCUUGCCACUUUUCUCCCUGGUCUCUCUCUGUGUUAUUUCCUCUGUUUUUAUGUUUUAGUAUCUGAGACGAUAUUAAGUUGCCCGUUCUGAAUGCUGUCAGGCACAUCAAGCUGGGUUUAUGAGACUUUUAUAUGUGGGGGACUGUGCUGUUGUACUGAAGUCUCCCGUGUAAUUUUAUGGGAGAGAUGAUCAUAUUUGUUUGGCAUAUAAUUAUAGAAUUUCAAAUCCAAAUAUUUAUGUUAAUUAAGUUGCGUUACGUUGAAAAUAUGCGUUUACAAAUCAAUUGGCCAAUGUUAUUUACAAAACUUUGGACUAUUUUCACAGAGCAGUGAAAAGAAUCCAUGCAAAUUACAUUUUGAAUGUGUACUUUAAAAGUGUAUUUAUGAAUCACUAUGCUUUAGCACUGAUGUCUGUGAUGUCUAUUACGUAAUUACGUAAGUAAUUACGAUUCAUGAUUGCCUACCUUUGGAUGGUAAUUGCUCUAAGAUCCCAGCAAAAUCGACAGGUUGGUAAUUCUGCCAAAAUGUAUGCUGUCUACAUGAAUAUUCUAUAUGAAAGCAUUGUCAGAAGGCUUUUAUGACAAACCAGGUGGAUUAAGAAGGGAGAACUAUUUCGCCUGCUAUUUUUUUAUAUAUAUAUAUAUAUGAGGACCUACGGCCUAUAUGUUCACUGUCUGGACCAAAACAACCUAGAAAACUGUGUUAUACUCGUUCUUUAAUGUAAAGUGUUUGUCCUGUGAGAAAUUCUGUGAGAAACGCGUUCACAUUUAUUUGCAAUUUUCCGCCGUGAAGUUUGUAUUGUGUUAGCAUUAGGUCACAAAUAUAUUUUUCAAACCAAUGACUAUUGUAAGUAUUGUUUUGUAACAAUGUGCAGCGAUGGCUGUACUGGAAAAUUGCCGAGAGGGUGAUUAAUUUCAUGAAAGGUAGUUUCCCCGUAUUUCAAGCUGCACUAUUUUCUGAAAUUAACGCGCCUUGCUAUUUUAGGGGUUCUGAUAAUUUUGCAUCGGAUACGUUCUCUGUAUUUUUUUGUGGUGAUGUAGCAAUGUCUGCUUUUUUGACAGAGUUCAUACAGAAGUUUAAUAAAAAAUAAACCAAUCGUUUUAUAAAGAAAA
Molecule: messenger RNA, 5913 nt
Organism: Brienomyrus brachyistius
Lineage: Eukaryota; Metazoa; Chordata; Actinopteri; Osteoglossiformes; Mormyridae
Gene: per2
Product: period circadian clock 2
Exons: 23
Coding region: 294-4409 (1371 amino acids)
Biological process (GO): circadian regulation of gene expression; entrainment of circadian clock by photoperiod; negative regulation of transcription by RNA polymerase II
Cellular component (GO): cytoplasm; nucleus
Molecular function (GO): transcription cis-regulatory region binding; transcription corepressor binding
Source: RefSeq, a predicted model, not a curated record